CUGGCGAGGCUCACGCUCCGGAGGACUUCGCGAGUGCGGCGGAGACCAUAAGACAUAUCAUGGAACAUCUAGAAGGUGUCAUCAACAAACCAGAGGCAGAGAUGUCGCCACAAGAACUGCAGCUCCAUUACUUCAAAAUGCAUGAUUAUGAUGGCAAUAAUUUGCUUGAUGGCUUAGAACUCUCCACAGCCAUCACUCAUGUCCAUAAGGAGGAAGGGAGUGAACAGGCACCACUAAUGAGUGAAGAUGAACUGAUUAACAUAAUAGAUGGUGUUUUGAGAGAUGAUGACAAGAACAAUGAUGGAUACAUUGACUAUGCUGAAUUUGCAAAAUCACUGCAAUAGAUGUUAUUUGGCCAUCUCCUGGUUAUAUGCAAAUGUGACCUGUGAUAAUGUGAUUGAACACUUUAGUAAUGCAAAAUAACCCAUUUCCAACUACCGCUGCAGCAUUUUGGUAAAAACCUGUAGCAAUUUUUUACACUGGGGCAAGAAGAGAUCAAGAGAAAUGAAAGAGAAGAGAAAUGGGACAUCUGAUAGUCCCUAAGUGCUAUUAAAUACCUUAUUGGACAAGGGCUUGCUUAAAGCAUCUGUCUUAGUGUUUUCAUGCUGCUGAUAAAGGCAUACCCAAAACUGGGGAAAAAAACCAGGUUUAAUUGGACUUAACAGUUCCACAUGGCCAGGGAGGCCUCAGAAUCAUGGCAGGAAGUGAAAGGCACUUCUUACAUGGUGGCAAGAAAAAAUGAGGAAGAAGCAAAAGCAGAAACCCCUGAUAAACCCAUCAGAUCUCAUAGACUUAUUCACUGUUAUGAGAAUAGCAAUGGGAAAGACCAGCCUCCAUGGUUCAAUUACUUCUCCCCGAGUCCCUUCCACAACACAUGGGAAUUCUGGGAGAUACAAAUUCAAGUUGAGAUUUGGGUGGAGAACACAGCCAAACCAUGUCAGCAUCCUUUCAAGAAUAUUGGAUAAUUGGAGCUGAGUACUCAGGAACUUGACUAUAGUAGAAUACUGCUAGUUGCUUAAUUUUAAUUCACGUUACCUGAAAAGCAAAACAACAGGCUUUGCUAAGUGGACAUUUCAGUUACAGUGAAGGAGUGGAGUGAAUGCCAAAUGUUUGCCCUAGUGGUUCCUAUUUCUUCAGGUAAACACGGUCAGUAUUCUGUAAAGUUCUCUGGCCUAAAUGAUUACUUGCUCUGGGCAAGUGGAUAUUUAUUAGGCUAUUUCAAAGCCGCAGCAUAAGAAGAAUGUCAAAUACUGAGUUCAGCCUAGUCGCAGAUGCUAAGAUUCUGUAUCCUCUGGCAUUUCGAAAUAAUACACUACUGGCUUAAGUGAUUACUCUUUUUCAGAUUUUUAGGAUUUAUAAAACUAUGGCCUCAUCCUUAUACUUUAUUGCUGUUCUGUCUUUUUCAACCUGGAAGAGACCUUGAAUUUAAGUGUCUUCUCUAAUCAAUUAGUGUUAGCUUUCUUAAUAUUUCUAUUUCACUCUUGUUUCUAGGGUUUCUUAUUUGCAGUUUAGGAACUAUUAGAAAUGUCAGGACUUUAUCAGCAGGGGUAAAACUGCCACCUAACCUAGCCUAAGUAGGAAGUGAAAAGAUAAUUCACCAAACAAUUAUUAACCAGAUAGAAGUUCUAGUCAGGAGGAAUAUUGUUGAAGUUACCUCUUUUAGCCUAGAUACAUGGAUUCUUUUCAAAUCAGGAAAGAUUACAAAAGGAACCCAAAAACCCAGUUAACAGUGUGAAUCUUAAUAGUAUUUGAAAAUGAGAAGAAACAGCAGAUGGUAGUUUGGUUUAUUGGAUGUGACAGACAUAUUUUAAUAGAAAACCUGAAGCCAUGAUUGAAUGGGGAAAAGACUACAUAAAAUUUGCCAUAAGAUAUAGACAGACUUAUUUUCUUUAUUAAAGUAUUAUAAAACAUAUGUAUUUGUAAAAAUGGUUUCCUGUGUCAAGUAUUUGUGCAGUCAGAGCUGACUUGUAAACUAUUCUUGUAAUAUCUCAUUAUUUUGAAAGAUUUAUAUGAGAAAUUCCGGAUAUAUCACCAAUAAAACUGAUGAA
Molecule: messenger RNA, 2048 nt
Organism: Saimiri boliviensis boliviensis (Bolivian squirrel monkey)
Lineage: Eukaryota; Metazoa; Chordata; Mammalia; Primates; Cebidae
Gene: MCFD2
Product: multiple coagulation factor deficiency 2, ER cargo receptor complex subunit
Molecular function (GO): calcium ion binding
Source: RefSeq, a predicted model, not a curated record